This is a messenger RNA of Penicillium manginii, 2835 nucleotides long. Its product is annotated as putative Ras guanyl-nucleotide exchange factor RasGEF. Lineage: Eukaryota; Fungi; Ascomycota; Eurotiomycetes; Eurotiales; Aspergillaceae. Gene Ontology annotation, biological process: Ras protein signal transduction; positive regulation of GTPase activity. The record is from RefSeq and is a predicted model, not a curated record. The transcript is spliced from 5 exons. Gene Ontology annotation, cellular component: plasma membrane. The coding region runs from base 1 to 2835 and encodes 944 amino acids. Gene Ontology annotation, molecular function: guanyl-nucleotide exchange factor activity.
AUGUCUUCGCAAGCUCGUCGCGAGCGAGCCUCGAGUGACCGAGCGCAAGCGAUACCUGCAGCCCCUCCGCAGCGACCCGGGAUGGGGAGUCGGACUUCGUCAGCCCCAACAGGUGGAUUACACAAGUUGGAACCAGGCCGCAGGUCGGGACCGAAUGUUGGACACACCCUCAUGGAAGAAGAGGAAGGACCUUCGAAUGGGAGCCGCAAUGCUAAUGCGCCGAAGCGAUCCCGCUCUCGGCAGCCCGGCGACGAGUGUUCUCCGCUGCAGGAACCCUCCAAACCCGGUCUACCGGAAGUGACUAUCGCCGUCGUUGGUCAGGAUAAUGCGGGCAAAUCAAGCUUCAUCAAGUGUGCCUUGGAUAUGAAGAACACCCCGUCGUCCUUCUUAACGAAAAAGAAGAUGUCCUUGGAUGGCUCGGUAUACAUGGUUCGUUUGUUGGAGAUUGAUCUACAGAAAGUCACCUUGAGCCAAGACCAAAGUAUAGUCUGGCCACGAUUGGAGAAAGACGCUGCGCCCCCUGUUGUCGAUGGUGUUUUGCUGCUUCAUGAUGCUACUCAACCUGAUAAUUUCGACGAGGCCAAAGAACUCAUAGAUGCACUUGACGCACCCCAUUCUCCUUCCCCAUUGUUGCUAGUUGCCUGCAAAUGUGAUUUGCGGCCAGAAGACAGCGAAUUGGCUGUGGUCCACGAGCGGCACGAGAUCUACCGAACAUCGCCCGAAUCACCCCGAUCGCAGCAGAUGUGUAUCGCUUUGGUCCUGCGAGCCGUUAUUUCGCAUCGAGCAGACCUCGCCGCUGCGUCUGACCGUAAUCCUAAUCCUCCUUCUUCCCCCGCCCCGCCGCGGACCACCACAAAGUCCUUUCAACCCACUCCUCCCCACGACUGGCAACACUCUCGGUCCAAUUCAUCCACCCCCACCGCCAUAUUCGCAGGAGCCGCUGGCGGCUCGACAAUCUCCGUCUCGGAUCGUGUCGAAGGGAACACUCAUCGUCUGCAAAGCGACCCGGCCAUCCCUUCUAGUCUGGCGCAACAGCAUGCUUCUAGUUCAUCGCGAAAUGCCAGGAGUAAUUCUCAGCCGGUGCGACCGCUCACCCCGCCUUCUGGCGCGCGACUGAACAAUCGUCGACCAUCCGCACAGAUAGACAACUCCCCGAUUCUGGAAACCUGCCACCAACGUACCCCGUCCGCCUGGCGGCAGAGUGAAGCCUCCGACGCCUUUAAUAGCUUUUUGAACAUGGAGGAUGAGAUGGAUAACGGGCAAGCUAUGCACCCGGACAAAGCUCUGCGCCCGAAGCCCAGCAGCGAGAGUAAUUCCAGCGCAGAGUCGGGAUACAGCUUUGACGAACUGGUUGACCGUCUUGUCGCACAACCUAUGUCCAAGCAAGACUCGAAAUUUGUCUCUAUCUUCUUGUGUCUAUACCGAAAAUUCGCCGCCCCGGGGGCGCUUCUCAAUGCCCUGGUCACCAGGUUCGAGAAAAACGAAACUGGCAACAGUGACCAACUCGCCCGCAUGGCAGACCAGCUGCGAUUGCUCAAUGUGAUUGCCCUGUGGGCCUCUGAUUAUCCCGGCGACUUUGCCCACAACAAAACCCGCAAACGAAUCAACGACUUCGUGGCUACUCUCGAGAAGAGCCACUUUUACAUGUUUGCAGCUAAAGAAAUUGGGUCUUAUCUCGACUCUAAUGCUCAAGAUGACGAUGCGGGCUGGGCCUUCAGUGAUGGGGAUACUGAUGAAACCAGCCCCACAGAAACUUUCUUCGACAACUCCGGGCGGAGUUCGCCGGCCCCGUUCCUGACAGGCACAUAUGACGAUGGCGACGACGAUGAUGAGGAAGAAGAUCCCAUUUAUAGUAUGAGUAAUCUGGACCUCAGUGAUGGCCCCCAUGACUCGACAUCACGCCUCUCGGGAACAUUAUCCAUUUCAUCAAACACGGACAAGCCCUCCAGUACAAUGAACCAAUCAUUCUCGCUCUUGACAGUGGAGGCUUCGCAAAAGGAAGCCCUGCGCCUAGAGCUGAACUCGCGAACCAUGCUCACGAAAAUCCAAUGGCGAUACUUUAUGGAAACGCCCGAUGAAGAUUUUGCGCGAGAGUUGACCCGAAUCGAUUGGAUAAUGUAUAACUCAUUCCGACCUCGAGAUCUGGUGCGCCAUGUGAGCCUAUCGGGCGUGGAGAAGGAUAAGAUCAAGAGCUUGCACAACGUGAACAGGAUGAUCCGACAAUUCAAUCACCUUGCCUUCUUUGUGGCAAGCAUGAUUCUUCUUCGUGACAAACCCAAGCACCGAGCAAAGAGCCUGGAGAAGUUCAUGUCAAUCGCUGUCAAACUGCGCCGCCAAAACAAUUACAACUCUUUGGGUGCACUCAUUGCUGCCAUCAAUGGUACCCCUGUCCACCGUCUGACACAGACGCGGGACUUGAUUCCCAUACAAAACCAGAAGGAUUUCAUGCGCCUUGUCAUCCUUAUGAGCACCCAGCGAAGUCACUUCGCUUAUCGCCUCGCGUGGGACAACUCUUUCUCUGAACGGAUUCCUUUCCUCCCGCUUCAUCGCCGUGACUUGGUCUCUGCGGAAGAGGGCAACAAAACAUUCAUCGGCGAGAACAAAUCUCGUAUCAACUGGAAGAAGUUUGAAGUCAUGGGCGAGGUAGUCCUUGGUAUCCAGCGCAGCCAACAGUCACCUCACCCUCAGGCCCAAAAGUUCGACGAUAUUGAACGAAUGAUCCUCGACUCGAAGUUGUCGGGCGACGAAGAGGACUUAUAUGCCCGCAGUCUUCAGGUUGAGCCAGCCACCGGCAGCGAGGCCGGCCGUAAGAAGUUCGGCUGGUUACGCGCAUAG